UUAGGCGAUUUCGGGGACGCGCUGGCGCCGCUGUUUGCCGUGUUCGACGACUGCUCCGACGACGAGAUCACCGCCUGCUUCUCGACGUUGGCCUUGACCUCGGCGCUGGAGAAGCCGGCCUCGCGCAAGACGCGGCUGACGCCGGGGUCGUCGAGGAUGUAGAUGACGAGCUGCUCGACGCAGUUUUUCCGGUUGAAGAGAGGACGGUGUCAAAGCGAUUCUUCAGAUCAAAUCUACACAAGGGAUAUAUGGAAGAGCCAGGACAAAUCGGGAUGGCAGAGGCUAGCAGGGAUGGUGAACCGGGCGGUCAUGAGGUUAUUGUGAACUCGACGUUGGAAGAGGGAUCAUGUACAUGGAAAAUAAGUAGGAGGGCAAUAAGUGGUCCAGAUGCGAGAAUUGCACCCUGGGAAGAAAGUGCAGUUAGCAAAGCAUUGCGAGCAGGUGAAGGGAGAAGUAACAAAUCCGUGUUUGAGCCAGUUGUAGGAACCAGUUUUAACAGUUGUGAGGAGGCCAAGGACUUCUACAACUUGUAUUCCUGGGAGAUUGGUUUUGGGGUUCGGUAUGGAAGGAGCAGGAAAAAUUCAAACAAGUAUCGGACAAGGCAAGAUAUUGUUUGCUCAUGUCAGGGGCAAAGCACGGCAGGGAGCACAAGAACAUGUCGCAGAGGGUGUCCGGCAAUGAUAAGGCUGCUAAGGACUCAUGAUCAUGGUUGGUAUAUCAGCAGAGUUGUUAAGGAACAUAAUCACGACUUGUCUGAUAGUUAUGCUGAAAAUAAGCAGUGGAAUUCUCAUAACCAAAUAGAUGCAUUGACAAAGGAUUUCAUUAGGAAACUAAGGAAUAACAAUUUAAGCAUAGGGCGCGUGUGCUCUCUUGUUGGUGCUGGUGGGAAUGUUGAUGCAGUGCCAUUAAGAAAAGAAACAGUUAGGAAUGUGUGUGCUAAGCUGUCACAGGAAAAUAUGAGAAAUGAUUUGGGCAAGACAAUUGAGCUUCUGCAGCAGAUGAAGGAUGCAGACCCAGGAAUGUCAGUAAAAUUCAGAGUUGAUACAGAUGGGAGGCUUCAGUCAAUGUUAUGGUGCACGGGGAAGAACAAAAGUGACUAUGAGCAGUUUGGAGAUGCCAUAACAUUUGACACCACGUACAGGACAAAUCUUUAUAAAAUGCCGUUUGGUUUGUUUGUAGGAGUGAACAAUCAUUUUCAAUCUGUUAUAUUUGGAGGAGUUCUAUUGACUACAGCAAUUAGAAUUUACGCAGACGUCCCCUACAAAUAAGGCCAUAAUGUUAAAAUGCCACCAUUUUGCCUUUGUACUCAUAUG
Panicum virgatum (switchgrass) is the source of this 1313-nucleotide messenger RNA. Its product is annotated as protein FAR1-RELATED SEQUENCE 5-like. The transcript is spliced from 4 exons. The record is from RefSeq and is a predicted model, not a curated record. The coding region runs from base 249 to 1268 and encodes 339 amino acids. Lineage: Eukaryota; Viridiplantae; Streptophyta; Magnoliopsida; Poales; Poaceae.